CGGCGCUGAGGGGAGGGGGGGGGGGGGGGGGGGCGGGUGCUCCUGUGGAUUGUAAGCUCUUGUGCUCACAACCUUCUGUGUUGGAGUAUUUAAAGUGACAGCGCACCAUUAUCGCAGCCCCGUGUAAUCUCCUGUACCUGGUGGUUUUCUUUCCGAUUCCUGUCCGUAUUCCAUCCUGACCCCUCCCCCUCUGGAGCCUCUAGAUACAUUGUUGCCAUGUAAUGAUAUAACUGUAUUGUCUCCGCUGCAGCCAUGCAGGACGCCAACAACCUGCACCGGCUCCUGGGCCGGAUCCGCUGUGUUCUGGAGUGCAUCGACUGUUUCCGCCGCGCCGUGCCGCUCCCUGAGGCGCUGUGCUACGUUCCCGGGGAAGUCCUCUACAAGGUCUGUAAGGACCCCAGCAGCGCGUCCUCCGCCCGCUCCCUGCUCACCGUGUGGGAGGCCCCCGGCUACUCCAAGCAGAACCUCAAGAAGCUGUCGCGUGCCACCGUGGAAAUCCGUAAAGGAAGCUGCAUCCGAGCCACGGGGGAGAAGUACGGAAACGCUAGCGGCCUCUGGGUGAAGCUUAGCAAGGAGCAGAUGGCGGAAUACAAUGAGUGCUGUGACAUGGCGGAGGGCUGGGUGCUGCUCUGCCAGCAGGACGAGGGCGGCGAUCGGCUGGUGCCCAUCGAGUCGCCCAACAAAGCCUUCAGACAGCAGCAGAUAUUUGGGGUGGAUUACAAUCCCCUGAGCAAGUGGGAGGACGUCAUGGACGCCACAUUCUCCGUGCAUCUCAGCAGAAAAUCCCGGAUCACGGAGCGCGAUGUGGAGGCCACUGAGAAGCUACGGUUCGUCCCUCCCUCUUGGACGUACGAGUGCGAUGAAGAUCUGGUUCACUUCUUAUAUGAGUGCGUCGGGAAGGAGGAUGAGAAUUUUGGGGACAUAAAGCAGUUUGUGGAAAGCAUCAACGUGUCGUCCUUUGCGGAGGAGAACAGUGUGCCCUUUCUGACGGACGGCCGCCAUGACACGUACUGGCAGAGCGACGGAUCCGAAAACCAGCACUGGAUCCAGCUGCUCAUGAAGGAAGGCACCAUCAUCAAGAAGCUGCUGCUGACCGUCGACUUCAUGGAUGGGAGCUUCAUGCCCAAGAGGGUCUUGGUCUUCGGGGGCGAGAGAGAUUCCCUGAAGAAACUGAGUGAUGUCGUCAUAGAGGAUAACCUCAUUGGCGACGUGUGUAUCCUGGAUGACAUGACGUCACACAUGCCGGUCAUCGAGAUCCGCUUCACCGAGUGCUUUGAUGACAGGCUCGAUGUCCGGAUCCACGGGAUAAAGAUUAAGUCCUCUAAGGAGAGGGAUUUGGGGCUCACGGCCGACAUGUUUCACCCUCCCAACCUGGUACGAUACCCGCGCCUGGAAGCCAUUGACCCUGGUGUCCUGUACCGGAGAGCGACCGUCAUCAAGAGAUUUGUCAAGCUGCUCGACAACGUCCUCCAUCGCCUCGUUCCCCUCUGGGACCACAGUGUCGGCACGUUUAACCAGUUGAAGCACAUUAAACCGUUCCUGCUUCUGUCCAAAUGCCGCAGUCCGCUCAUCACGCAGUGCCUGAAGGACUCCGAGACCAGCAGACCCAACUCCAUGCCGCGGCUGUACAUAAACCGCCGGCUGGCGGUGGAGCACAGGGACAACCCGGCUCUGGACCCCACCUACAAGAAGACCGUCUUCAGCCAGGUGUACGAAGGCCUGAAGCCCACAGAUAAGUCGGAGAAGCCGCUGGACUACCGGUGGCCGAUCAUUUAUGACCAGUGGUGGGAGUGUAAAUUCAUAGCAGAGGGAAUCAUUGAUCAAGGUGGAGGUUUUCGUGACAGUCUGUCUGAUAUAUCAGAAGAGCUCUGCCCCAGUUCGGCGGAUUCUCCCAUGCCGCUGCCGUUUUUCGUGCGCACAUCUAAUCAGGGGAAUGGCAUCGGCGAAGCGCGGGAUAUGUACGUAACCAACCCGUCCUGCAGGGAUCUGGCAAAGUACGAGUGGAUCGGGCAGCUGAUGGGCGCAGCGCUGCGGGGCAAGGAGUUCCUGGUCCUGGCAUUACCCGGCCUCAUAUGGAAGCGGCUGACUGGCGAGGAAGUGAGCUGGAGCAAAGAUUUCCCAUCCAUCGAUUCUCUGCUUGUGAAGCUGCUUGAGAUGAUGGAGGUGAUGGAUAAGGACACAUUUGAGUUUAAGUUUGGCGGGGAGCUGACGUACACAACGGUCCUCAGCGAUCAGAGGAUGGUGGAGCUGGUGCCUGGAGGCAGCAACAUAUCCGUGCGCUACGAGGACCGCCUGGAAUUCAUCCGGAUGGUGCAGAAAGCGCGACUGGAGGAGAGCAAAGAGCAGAUUGAAGCCCUCCAGGCCGGGCUGCUGAAAGUCGUUCCUCAGGCUGUGUUGGACCUUCUCACCUGGCAGGAACUGGAAAAAAGAGUCUGCGGAGACCCUGAAAUCUCUGUAGAGGCCUUAAAAAAACAAGCCAGGUUUGAGGAAUUGGAACCAACAGACACUCGGGUUCUGUAUUUUUGGGAGGCCCUAAGUAACUUCACAAACGAGGAUCGCAGCCGCUUCCUCAGGUUUGUCACUGGGCGCAGUCGUCUUCCAGCGCCGAUUUACAUCUUUCCAGGUAAAUUCAGUUCAGAGACUACGGACGCCCUCCCGGAAUCCUCCACCUGCUCCAGCAUUUUAUACCUGCCCAUCUACCCCAGCGCCAAGAUCUGCGAGGAGAAGCUGCGCUACGCUGCGUACAACUGUGUGGCCAUCGAUACAGACAUGAGCCCAUGGGAGGAAUAA
Molecule: messenger RNA, 2790 nt
Organism: Bufo bufo (common toad)
Lineage: Eukaryota; Metazoa; Chordata; Amphibia; Anura; Bufonidae
Gene: HECTD3
Product: HECT domain E3 ubiquitin protein ligase 3
Exons: 22
Coding region: 253-2790 (845 amino acids)
Molecular function (GO): ubiquitin-protein transferase activity
Source: RefSeq, a predicted model, not a curated record